Messenger RNA from Ochlerotatus camptorhynchus, 1513 nucleotides. It is a transcript of the gene Ost48, whose product is annotated as dolichyl-diphosphooligosaccharide--protein glycosyltransferase non-catalytic subunit Ost48. The transcript is spliced from 2 exons. Bases 65 to 1423 code for a protein of 452 amino acids. The record is from RefSeq and is a predicted model, not a curated record. Lineage: Eukaryota; Metazoa; Arthropoda; Insecta; Diptera; Culicidae. Gene Ontology annotation, cellular component: endoplasmic reticulum membrane; oligosaccharyltransferase complex.
UGCUCCAGCAAAAGUAGCACCGCGAACCAAAAGUUAAUAAAAUUAGAAGAUUAUCCGGUGGAAAAUGUUCCGUUUUCAUCCACUUUGCUGGCUGGUGGCCGGCGUCGCUCUGCUUUCGUUAGCAGCCGUCCCGGCUCGUGCGGAACCGGGAGAAACUCUGGUACUGUUGGACAACUUAGCCAUCCGCGAAACGCACUCCAUUUUCUUCAAGAGUCUGCAAGAACGUGGCUACAAACUGUCCUUUAAGCUUGCGGAUGACGCUAGUUUAGUACUUUCCAAGUACGGUGAGUUCUUGUACAAGCACUUGAUCCUUUUCGCACCAUCGGUGGAGGAGUUUGGCGGAUCGUUGAGCGUCGAAGCUAUCACCGACUUUGUCGACAAUGGUGGAAACGUUCUGGUUGCGGGAAGUUCGAGUUCCGGUGAUGCCCUUCGGGAGCUUGCGUCCGAGUGUGGUUUCGAAGUAGAUGAGGAAAAUGCCGCUGUCAUCGACCACCUGAACUAUGACAUUUCGGACGGUGGAGAUCAUACGUUGAUCGUUGCUUCCCCGGAAAACCUGAUCGAUUCGGAAAUUGUUGUGGGUAAGAAAUCUGUUGGACCACUGUUGUACCGCGGAACGGGUCUGUUGGCAGACAAGGAAAAUCCAUUGGUACUGCAACUGUUGACAGCUGAUAGCACUGCAUACAGUUACAUUCCGGAUGCCCCCAUCAAGGAGUACCCACAUGCCGUUGGUAAGGGAACACUUCUGAUUGCCGCGCUCCAGGCACGCAACAACGCUCGAGUUGUCUUCUCGGGAUCGCUAUAUUUCUUCUCCGAUGAAGCUUUCCUAUCGUCCGUUCAACGCGCUCAGGACGACAAAUUGCACGGUAAAUCCGGUAACCAGGAUGUGGCGACUGCUAUUAGCCAGUGGGUCUUUGGCGAAAACGGCGUCAUCCGAGUCCGUUCGGUUAAACAUUCCAAGGAAGGAGAGAAGCAGCCACCAGCUUCGUACACAAUCACCGAUCCGGUUGUUUACACUAUUGAAAUCGAAACCCUUGCUGCUGAUGGUAAAUGGCAACCGUUCCAGGCCAACGACGUCCAGCUGGAAUUUGUCCGUAUUGAUCCAUUUGUGCGAACGACUCUGAAAUCGAUCGGUGGAGGACGCUACCAGGCCAAAUUCAAUAUCCCGGACGUAUAUGGCGUUUAUCAGUUUAAGGUUGAUUAUGAUCGAAUCGGGUACACCCAUCUGUACUCGACGACUCAGGUUUCGGUUCGUCCGCUGACGCACACCCAGUACGAACGUUUCAUCCCGAGUGCUUAUCCUUACUAUGCGAGCGCUUUCUCGAUGAUGGUUGGAAUGUUCCUGUUCUCGAUCAUCUUCCUGCACUACAAGGAUGAUUGUUCCCCCGUCAAAGGAGGCAAGGUUGCCGAUAAGAAGACUCAGUAGGUAAGUGAAGCAGUUGCUUUUACUAUCAUUCGAUCCGUUCGAUAAAGGAACGUUUAUAAAUGUAAGCAUCUGAUAGGUUCAUAGACACAA